Messenger RNA from Gasterosteus aculeatus aculeatus (three-spined stickleback), 3836 nucleotides. The record is from RefSeq and is a predicted model, not a curated record. Lineage: Eukaryota; Metazoa; Chordata; Actinopteri; Perciformes; Gasterosteidae.
CAAAACCAGCACCCACUUCAAAACGGUUGCAGGAAGUCAAGCAACGCUAAAUUUUGUUGUAUUGUUGCCACGGAACUCGUGCAGUGGAUUUUAAACUCAGGCCAUCAAAUUUACUGCCGCCACACAGAGUUCCCUAUUUAACUAAUAUAUUACCUUUUAAGGCAACCGUACACCAAGAUGCCACCCAAGAAGCGCAAUUCUGGGACGACACAGAUCAAGGAUGUGAAAAGUGCCGAAAGUGUCUCUCCAAACAAGAAGGAGUGUCCAGAGUUGUCUUUUAAAAAGCACAGGGACAAGGAUGCGGAGUUCGUGACGCUGUGUAAGAGCCUCCAUGUGACGGACCUGGUGUGCGAGGGUUCCUGGGAGCUAUGUAAAAGCGUCCAGGUGUCCAUGGAUGAAAUCGCCGACGGUCCGAGGAAGGUCUGGGUUGCUUGUCUGUUUGUGACGGCGACAGAUGCGAAUGUUGCUAGUUUCACUUUAACUCAAGUUCUGAAAGCAGUCAAUCUGAAUGUACCGCAGUUUGUAGCUCUGGUGAGGAAGUUGGAUGUGAACAUGGAUACCAUCAGCUCCAAGGUGAAUUCAGCACUCACACGAGUGGAGAAGAAGUACGGUGUGCUGCUGGUUCUCUACCAGCGGUUUGAGAAAACGUGCAGGAACAUCUUUGCUCCGGCUUCUGACAAUCCGGAGAGGGAGACCAUGCGGAGCUGCUGGACAAUGUUUCUUUUAGCGAAAGGAAGGGUCUUGCAGAUGGAGGAUGACCUGGUCAUAUCAUUCCAGCUGCUGCUUUGUACGCUGGAGUUAUUCAUCAAGCGUUGCCCUCCAGACCUUCUGCAACCUCUUUACAAAUCAGCCAUCAGGAAAGUUCAAAGCCCUCCGACACGAACAUCUCGGCGCAGCCAGAGCAAGGCCAAGUCCCGACCUCUGGAGCCAGAGGUGGAUUUGCAGCUUCUGAAGACCUUAUGCAAUGAGAAUGAAUGCAAUGGAGAAGAGGUGAAGAAUGUAUACCAGACCAGUUUCUUGGCUUUCCUGGAGUCUCUCGACUCUUCGAAGUCUCCAGAUUUUCCUCAGGCUAAAGACCUCAACCAACAAUACGAAGACCACUACCUCAAGAGUAGAGACAUUGAUGGGCGACUGUUUUUUGACGGAGAUGAGACGGUUCUUCCUUCUAAAUUGGAGAUAUUACAGGAGGAGAAAACCCCAAAGAAGAACCUGCCAGAUGAAGAAGUACUCAUUCCUCCACAGACCCCAAUCAGAAAUGUCAUGACUUCCAUUCGGGACCUGAGGGGGGAUCUCACCUCCAACGGCGAUCAGCCAUCUAAUAACCUGGCUACAUAUUUCAAAAACUGCACCGUGGACCCGACGCAGGAUGUGCUGAAGCGCUUGGAGACGGUCGGGCAGGAUUUCAGCCAAAAGUUUGGAGAGACAGUCGGCCCGCACUGUGUAGCACUUGGUUGGCAGAGAUUCAAACUUGGCGUCAGACUGUAUUACAAAAUCAUGGAGGCGAUGCUGAAAUCGGAAGAGAAGCGACUGUCUGUACAAAAUUUCAGUAAACUACUUAAUGACGCCACAUUUCACACAUCGCUGUUGGCCUGCGCUUUGGAGGUGGUGAUGGCAACGUAUGGAGAGAGCAGCUUUAUGACCAGAGGAUACAACCAUGCUGGUGCCGGUAACCCAGUUGAAAAAGACUUGUGCUUCCCCUGGAUACUGGAUGUGGUCCACCUGCCAGCCUUAGACUUCUACAAAGUCAUCGAGAGUUUCAUCAAGGCCGAGCCCACUCUGAGCAAAGAUAUCGUCAAACACCUGGAGACCUGCGAGAACCUCAUCAUGGAGAGGAUUGGAUGGAGGAGGAACUCGCCGGUGUUUGAGCUGCUGAAGCAGGAGCAUGGAGGCGGAGCAGCAGAUCAGGUGGAGACCCCGGCCAGCAUCAGCCAACCGCUGCAGCACAACCACACCGCAGCUGACCUGUACCUGUCCCCCGUGCGUGGAGGCCUUCGUGACUUGCCUCCCGAAUCCCCGGCCACGCCCACUUCUCAAACUUUAAACCAGCCCGCUGGCCAAACUCCACGACUCCCAAAAUCCAACUCGCUCAGCCUCUUCUAUAAAAAAUUGUACCGCCUGGCGUACACCAGGCUGCAGUUGCUCUGCUCCUCCCUGCUCUCCUCCCACCCCGAACUGGAGCCCAUCAUAUGGACGCUGUUCCAGCACACGCUGCAGCACGAGUACGAGCUGAUGAGAGACCGUCACCUCGACCAGUUGAUGAUGUCGGCCAUGUAUGCCAUCUGUAAAGUGAAGGGUGUUGAUCUGCGCUUCAAGACCAUCGUCACAGCUUACAAGGACAUGGCCAACACCAACCAGGAGACCUUUAAGCACGUGUUGAUCGCCGAUGGCCACUACGACUCCAUCAUCGUUUUCUACAACCAAGUGUUCAUGCAGAAGCUGAAAACCAACAUCCUGCAGUAUGCGUCUACCAGGCCACCCACCCUCUCUCCGAUCCCACAAAUACCCCGGAGCCCUUAUAAGUUCCCCAAUUCACCUCUACGAGUGCCCGGCAGCAACAACGUGUACAUCUCCCCUCUGAAAAGCUCACGCAUGUCGCCGGGUAUCAUGACUCCUCGUUCCAAAAUGCUGGUAUCAAUCGGGGAAUCCUUCGGGCUGCCCAAUCGGUUCCAGAAGAUCAACCAGAUGGUCAACAGCGGCGAACGCUCCUUCAAGAGGUGUCUGGAUCCCGGCUCGGCUCCGAAGCCUCUGAAGAGGUUGCGGUUCGACGUGGACGGGCAAGAUGAAGCCGACAGCAGCAAAUCUGGACGAGAUUCUGCGCUGAUACUGAAGCUUGCAGAGAUGAGCUCCACUCGCAAUCGCAUGCAGGAGCAGAAGAUGAAGGAGGACGCAGAAUCGAAGGAGUAACUGAAAAAGCUACUGAAGUGACCUGCACUGUUCAUCACGACGUGAACACAACGCUUUUGUGUACACACAAAGAAACAUGAGUGUCAUUUAGUAUUGGUUACUAGUUUGUAUUUAAAUUUGAAGAGUAAUAUGUGAAUCCAGAGGGCUUUCUUCUCUCUUUAUGUUGAUGCUCGGUCUGUGUUUUAAUUGAAUAAUGGUUGAUGUCAUUUAAGAUUUAGUAGGUCUGCUUUUAAGCGUGAUAUUAAUUUGUGGUUGUUAAAGAAAUCUUUGCUGGCUUCCUUGUUAAAUAAUUGGUUAAACGUUUUACCACCAUCAGGACCUUCAUAUGGUGAAGACAUUCUUUUAUAACGUUUCAAUCAUGAUGUUGUUCUAUCAUGAUCUCUUCUCUCAAAAAGGAUCAAACGUCUCUCCACGCAGGAGUUUUACUCGUAAAGUGUAUUUUACCCAGGAACUUGUUUGGAACUUCUUGGAAAAGUCUAGUUUUUGCCAUAAAGGGAGACUUGUAAAACAAAAAGAAAUAUCAAGGAAAAUGAUAUAGCAUAUAAUUUGCACUCAACCAACAUGCAUGUCAUUUUAUAGGAUUUGGUUAACGGGUUAUGUUUGUUUUUGUGUAUAGUUUUGUAUUAACUUUUCUUUGUACUUUUCCUACAGUGUUUCAAUUAGAAUAUUUUCACAUUCUCACAUUUAUCUACUGAUAAGUUGGUUACUGUUUGGAUCUGGGAGGUUUAUGAGAACUAGAGGGAAAAUAUUACAGUGAUUCAUGCGCACCACGUAGAGCAUUAAUAAGAAUUCCAUAAAACUAAACCAAGGUAAAAUAUAUUGUGACAAAUGUCAAAAUAGCUGAGUUUUUUUUUAAUUAAAAUGUGUUUAUAUUGUACUUUAUUGGAGUAGUUCCUUAAAAAUGUAGUAAAUAUUUCGUUUGAAAAAAAAAA